Molecule: messenger RNA, 415 nt
Organism: Paraglomus brasilianum
Lineage: Eukaryota; Fungi; Glomeromycota; Glomeromycetes; Paraglomerales; Paraglomeraceae
Source: the annotation of a GenBank genome assembly
AAACAUGAUGGGCAGUUCACCUUGGACGCCGAAUUUGUUAGACUACUCGGCUUUGAAUCUUCCAAAGACUUUGAACAAGUAAUUAACGUGUACAUCAAAUCAAAACGCGUAUCUAAAUUGGACAUCCACGUUAUUUCCACUGCCGUUUCUCUCUGGUAUUUGCGCUUGGUUGCUGAGGAGCUUAUCCUGUCGUUCCAAUCCAACACUUCUGAUGAACGACUUAAAAACUCGACAAGUCUAUCAUCGUUUCGGUCUUUAUCACAUCAUUCCUCAGGCUCUCUUAUGGAAGCACAAAAGUGGAUGGAUAUUAUCGUACACAAAAACGGGAAACAUGGAUUAGUGAAUCAAUUAAUGAUGAAGAGUCUAUACGCAGAAGUGAAUCGCUACGUUAUCAGACAUUACAACGUCACAGAAU